CGCGUCCCAGCAGGUUGCGCGCGCAGAUGGCGCUCGCUGUUGGUCAAUCCAAGAUGGCGGCCGCCGUGAUCCGAACCUGUCUGCGGGACUGGGGUCGCCGCGUCCGGUGGAGCAACGGGCUGCGGCAGCUGAGCCAAAUCCAGGGUCCUCCUGAUAACCCCAGCUUUGUGGAGUCUGUGGAUGAAUACCAGUUUGUGGAGCGCCUGUUCCCCCCUACCAAAAUCCCAGAGCCACCAAAGCAUAAACAUUAUCCCACUCCUAGUGGCUGGCAGCCUCCCAGAGAUCCCCCUCCCAACUUGCCCUACUUUGUUCGGCGAUCCCGGAUGCAUAACAUCCCGGUCUACAAAGACAUCACACAUGGCAACCGACAGAUGACUGUGAUCCGGAAGGUGGAAGGGGACAUCUGGGCUCUACAGAAGGAUGUGGAAGAAUUUCUGAGCCCACAGCUGGGAAAGACACCUGUCACCCAGGUUAAUGAGGUGACAGGUACACUUCGAAUCAAGGGCUACUUUGAUGAGCAGCUUAAAGCCUGGCUUCUUGAGAAAGGCUUCUGAGGCCUGAUGAUCAGUCCAUGGCAGUGCCCUCCACAGACUGGCAUCCAGAGAGGAAGUGGAUUUGGAGUCUCUGGAAUGGGAUCCAGAGCACAGGGUUCUUAAGUCAGCCAUUCUGGAAACAACCCAUCAGGGACGUGCAUCCUUGGCCUUCUGCAGCCUUUGCUAUAAGCCAGACUGGGCUUAGUGGUGAAUAUGGAAAACAACAUAGACAACACAGGACAAUGACAUGGACUGGAAUGGACAAGACAGACAAAAAUAUCUUAGGUUCUGAGUGCUGUAAUAGGUAGGGUUGGGGACAUCAGCCUGCUGUCCUGGAAUCAGCUAUGUUGAGGUUUGAAGACAAGAAAACGAAGGCUUUUCACUCCUGCUGUCCCUUCCCUUAUCAGCCACUUGUCCAACUCCACCAUUAAACUGGUUAGCAGUGUUCAGAUCCUGGCCACCCUGCUUGACUUCAGACCGAAGGUAGAAGAGAUACCAACCUCCCAGCACUCAGGUUUUCCACGUGUAAGAUGAAAGUGUGUCUAGUUAAAUACCUUGGCAUCUGCAUUCCAGGAGACCAUGGACCGUAAGUCUACGGGCUAGGCAAGGGAAAGGAUCCCUGCCCUAAGUUACAAGCCCCACCAGUCAUUAAUGCAAGUUUUUAUUUGGCUGUAUAUACAAUUUAAGCUAUUAAAAUUUGUACAAUAUUUACAAAUUAAAUAAUCAUCUGAAACUGU
Peromyscus leucopus (white-footed mouse) is the source of this 1270-nucleotide messenger RNA. RefSeq names its product mitochondrial ribosomal protein L49 (gene Mrpl49). The record is from RefSeq and is a predicted model, not a curated record. Lineage: Eukaryota; Metazoa; Chordata; Mammalia; Rodentia; Cricetidae. Gene Ontology annotation, molecular function: structural constituent of ribosome. Gene Ontology annotation, biological process: translation. The transcript is spliced from 4 exons. The coding region runs from base 27 to 554 and encodes 175 amino acids. Gene Ontology annotation, cellular component: ribosome; mitochondrial large ribosomal subunit.